AUGUCCGUCUUCUCCUCCAUGCGCUACUGUCUCGGUGACCCCUCCGAUUACAGUGCUAUUUGGGCCGCCCUCGGAUUCAUGCCAUUCGGUCUGUUCUUCGACUUCAUGGAUGGCAAGAUUGCUCGGUGGCGCAAGAAGUCCUCGUUGAUGGGACAGGAGCUUGACUCGCUUGCGGAUCUGGUACGAGUCCUCCAUAUGCAAUUUCCCUUCGGUCUUUCUCCUGCCGCCGCCGCAUUUGCCAUUGGUAUUCGCACCUCGCUUGACCACUUCUUCCUGGCCUUCUUCGUCCUCUGCGGCCUGACCCGUUUGGCUCGUUUCAACGUUACAGUGGCUGUUCUGCCCAAGGACAAGACUGGAAAGUCGAAAUACUUUGAAGGCACCCCUAUCCCCACAACUCUGUCUAUUGCAUCUCUUAUGGCUUACUGGGUGUCCCAAGGCUGGACUCAUGAGAACAUUCCCUUUGGUGUCAUUGGCGAGAGUACCAUUUUCGAGUUCCACCCCGUUGUCCUUCUGUUCGUCUUGCACGGAUGUUUUAUGGUCAGCAAGACGAUACAUAUUCCCAAGCCUUAA
This is a messenger RNA of Penicillium subrubescens, 570 nucleotides long. Its product is annotated as CDP-diacylglycerol-serine O-phosphatidyltransferase. The record is from RefSeq and is a predicted model, not a curated record. Gene Ontology annotation, cellular component: membrane. Gene Ontology annotation, biological process: phospholipid biosynthetic process. The transcript has 2 exons. The coding region runs from base 1 to 570 and encodes 189 amino acids. Gene Ontology annotation, molecular function: phosphotransferase activity, for other substituted phosphate groups. Lineage: Eukaryota; Fungi; Ascomycota; Eurotiomycetes; Eurotiales; Aspergillaceae.